This is a messenger RNA of Actinia tenebrosa (Australian red waratah sea anemone), 2423 nucleotides long. RefSeq names its product TBC1 domain family member 22B. Gene Ontology annotation, biological process: activation of GTPase activity. The record is from RefSeq and is a predicted model, not a curated record. Gene Ontology annotation, molecular function: GTPase activator activity. NCBI's taxonomy places the organism in Eukaryota, Metazoa, Cnidaria, Anthozoa, Actiniaria, Actiniidae.
UGCGCCGUGACUUAUCUCCAAAAACUUUGAUCUCAAAAAAAUGGCUAAAAGAACCACAAAAAAUCCACGAAUUCCUGGCCUUUAAUCUUUAUGAUUAGCCUCUUGAUUCGCUAAGACAGAAAGCCUAGUAUCUUAGCUGCCCAUGUACCGGCAAAACUAAGCAAUAUCAUGAGCGAUGCGGCGAAAAAUCGAGUCAUUGCUUUGGGCACUAAGUUCAACUGUGUUGAGCGAUCUCAAGAUCCUCUCUCAGUACAGUUCGAAGGAAGCUCGAAAAAAUCUUUCUGGAAACGAAAUACUAGCAAAUUACCUGGAAGUAUUAAGCCAGUUAUAAGCGAGAGCCAUCAUGUACAAGAUUCAAGUGCCGUCCCUAACACUUCAGGACCAAGUGGCCUUGUUACAAGUAAAUCCAGCACCAGCAACCAAGGAACUGGAGUUAAGGGGAAACCCAAAUCCAUGUCCUUYCAAGAAUUUGACAGUAAAAUGGAUGAUGCUUGGGCAGACUGUGAAGACGAUAUCUUAAAAACUGGUGCUCAUCACGAACAAAAAGAAGCACAAGGACAAACRCGUACGAGGACAAUCAGUGGUGGUGAAAUUAGGGCAGGAUUUACUGCUAAUCCAGAAGACUUGAAAACCACUUCACCAGAACAUGAAUUAAAGAAGGAAGGAAGUAAAAUAUCAAGACCUUCGCCACUAAGUAUACUAACUCGGCAUAAAAACCAGUCAAGUUCCAAAACAGGCAAACAGACAUCACCACCAACAACGCCSUCACCUCCUCCUCCAGUUCAAGCCCCUCGGCCCCCUUCGCCUAUACAAGCUGUGAAACUAGAAGUCAUGGAUCAGGAGAUUUAUAAACUAGAAAAGUUUGGCAAGCUUUUAGCAGGACCAAAUACUGAUUUAGAAGCUGUAAGAAAACUUAGUUGGUCAGGGAUCCCUACAGCAGUACGACCAACGACAUGGCAACUUUUAUCAGGUUAUUUACCAGCAAAUAUUGACAGACGACAAGCRACAUUAGAUCGUAAAAGAGAAGAAUACCAUAAUUUUGUGAAACGGUAUUACCCUACGAGAUAUGAAGACACUUACCAAGAUACUUUUAGACAGAUUCAUAUUGAUAUUCCAAGAAUGAAUCCUCUUAUACCACUUUUCCAACAACCAUUAGUGCAAGAGAUAUUUGAGAGGAUUCUGUAUAUCUGGGCCAUCCGUCAUCCUGCUAGUGGUUACGUGCAGGGAAUGAAUGAUCUUGUCACUCCAUUCUUUGUGGUAUUUCUUUCUGCAUAUGUAGAUGGAGAUCUUGAAAAUUUUGAUAUUCCAACUCUAAGGCCUGUUGUUUUGGACACGAUAGAAGCUGAUAGUUUUUGGUGUUUAAGUAAACUACUGGAUGGGAUCCAGGAUAAUUACACAUUUGCACAGCCAGGAAUACAAAUGAAAGUGAAUGCUCUAAGAGAGCUUGUCAAGAGAAUAGAUGAACCACUCCACAAACACUUGAUAGAAAACAAUGUUGAAUAUUUACAGUUUGCUUUCCGCUGGAUGAAUAAUAUUUUAAUGAGAGAGAUGCCACUUCGGUGUACUAUCCGACUUUGGGACACAUAUCUGUCMGAAGAAGAUGGUUUUGCCACAUUUCACUUGUAUGUGUGUGCUGCAUUCCUUACCAACUUUUCUAAAGAAAUUAUGACCAAGAAAGACUUCCAGUUUUUAAUGGUUCUACUUCAAAACCUGCCCACGACCAAUUGGUCAGACCAAGAUGUUGGACUCAUAUUAGCUGAAGCUUUCAGACUGAAGUACAUGUUUGCUGAUGCACCAAAACACUUGCAGAGCAAGUAAAUAAAACCACARGCAUCCCACCUACAGAGCUUUUCAACUCUUGAAGUGACCACAGGCAACCCAUCCAGAAGUGGGUUACCUUUAAAAUUACCACAGGCAACCCAUCCACAAAACUUGUCACUUCUAAAAUAACCACAGGCAACCCACCAAAUAAACUGGUCACUUUUAAAAUUACCACAGGCAAUCCACCAACGAAACUGGUCAACUUUAAAAUAACCACAGGCAACCCAUCCAUAAAAUGAAAUGACAAAUAUGUGGUGACGAAGGUAGUUAUUGAACAACUGGCGAAUGACAGGUUAUCUGUGAAAAUCAAAUUUAGAGAUAUUGCCGAUGCCAGAGAAAAUUGAUCUGAGGAUCUAAUGACAAAAUCUGGAGCAGUUUUCAAGGUUYGCAAAGCAUUUCAAAUCCAUCUUUUUACGAUCAUGGCUUUCAGAGCCAUGAAUAUAAAAUUACUAGUAAAAAUAGUACAAGAAAAAACUUUCUACAAUGUAUAGUCUCAAAUUGAAAUAGAAGGGAAAAUCAAAAUUAUUAAGAAAUAAUUGAUACAUUUUGGUGGUGACGUCACAAUCAAAGAAUAAAUAAAAAUGUCAGUAUAUAUAUAUAUA